Drosophila suzukii is the source of this 11536-nucleotide messenger RNA. NCBI's taxonomy places the organism in Eukaryota, Metazoa, Arthropoda, Insecta, Diptera, Drosophilidae. The record is from RefSeq and is a predicted model, not a curated record.
UUGCCGGGGUUGAAACGUAAACAAUCAAAAAUUCUGUGGCUAUGUUUUUUUUGUUAAAAAACAUAUUCGGCCAACAAUCGUAACAAAAUCCACAGCAUGUAAAUUCUAGUAAAACGCCGGCAACGCAGUAAAUGAAGAGUUCCAAUUGAGUCAGCAGCAGCCAAGAGCGCGGGAAUCGAGGCCUGAGCCUCCGGAGCAGAGUCACACCAUGUUCAAACUGGAGUCCUACAUCACUCCCAUUCUGCUGAGCUACGUGGCCAAGUACGUGAAGAACUUUCGCGACGAGGAUGCCCAGGUGUCGCUGUGGGAGGGCGAGGUGGCCUUCCAGAACCUGGACCUGCGCCUGGAGGUGCUCGAGGAGGAGCUCAAUCUCCCCGUGGAGCUGGUUUCCGGCCACAUCCACGAACUGAGCAUACAGGUGCCCUGGACGAAGCUAAUGUCCGAGCCGGUGAAGAUCGUCAUUAACACCAUCGAGUUCGUGGCCAAGUUGCCGGAUAGCGAGAGCAAGCAGCGCCGGGCCUCCUUUCAGCAGGAGCAGCGAAGGAAUUCCAAGCGAGCCUCCGUGGAGCAGCCGGAUCAGCAGCAGCAGCCCAAGAGCCCCGGAGCGGCUAGCUCCUCCAGCGUGGUCAACAAGAUCAUCAACAAUAUCAGCCUGCAGUGCCACAACAUCAUCUUGAAGUAUGUGGAGGACGACAUCGUGGUCUCCAUGAAUGUGCAGACCCUGAACUUCAGCUCUGCCGGCGAGAACUGGAAGCCCACCAUGGUGGACAUCCACCCGGUGUCCGUGGUCAUGCGCAAGUUACUUCAGGUCUCCGAUCUGACCAUCUGCCUGGAUAAGCGGAACACGGCUGGCAGGAUUGAAGUGUGUCAGGAGCCGGUGCUCUACCGCUGCACUCUGGAGUGUCGGGUGCUCCGAAAGUACAACGCCAAUACUGUGAGCACUUCGAGCACCACACGCAUAGGAGUCUUCACCAAGGCCCUGGACAUCAAUGUGUCAUCUCUGCAAUUCCCCAUGGUAAUGAGACUGGUGAAAAUGCUGAUUGAACUAAAGCCAGCCGCGAGCGAGGAGGAUCGCCAGAAUCUGGAGGAGGGGGAGGCAGUAGCCGAGGGCAACGAGGCGCAGGACGGCGCGGAACCCACUGGUCAAAGCGUGUUUUGGUGGGCGUGGAACCUGUUGCCCAGCUUCGAUCCCCAGGCUCCCUCCUCUUCCUGUGAUGCUCCUGUCGGUCACGCCUUCGAUUUGGGCAUAUACGCCGAGGAGCUGAAUUUCCAGUUCAAAAACUCUGAGUACUUCACCGACCAGAGCAUGGGUGGCAUCAAGCGGAUACGCUAUACCCAUCUGCGGAUCAGUCUAGGCGGACUCUAUUACGAACGGACGCUGCUAAAGGAGUGCGAUUGGGCCAACGUGAAAGCGGGCCUUUCCAGCAUGUGCAUGGAGCCAUUGGGCGCUUACCGCAGCGAAGAUCCCGUAGACCGCAAUCUGGUAAAUACCCAGGAAUUCCAGGAAGAGCGCUCCUUCAUCGACAAGAGUCUGUUUGACGAGAACUACAUGUUUGCGGAUCGCUCCUGGUGCAGCUACAACUACGAGGACUACGUGGCCAGGAACACGGAUGAGUAUAUGCUGUACCGCAGUCCUGUACUGGCCUUUGAUAUUAUCGAGCACCGGGUGCCUAGGCCAACCAGCCAUCCGGUGGCGGAGAGCCAGCUGAGAGACCUGGGACUUCGCAUCCAGUAUCGCCUCCUGUCCGCCGGAAUCACCUUCCACUUUUCACAGUCAUUUGCGCAGGUUAAAAAUGUAAUUAGCGAUUUAAUUCGUCCUUACGAUUACCCGGGAUAUCAUUCAGAAUCGGUAAAAGCUGAGGAUCGCAGUGCGCCCGAGCCGGAGAACAGGAAUGCCGAUAUGACCAUACCGGAUUUGGAGUAUCUGAUGGGACUCGUGCCCACGUGCAACUACAAAAUUGAGUUGCGGAAUAUAGUGCUCCAGUUGUAUCCCCGCCAGCAGCAAGAAGAAUAUUCUGCAAUCAAUCAACACCAGCUGACAACCACAGUCAAGCAAUCCCUCUUGCCAUAUCUGCAGCUGAAGAUCUCUCUAGUCGAGGGCACAAUGUGUGGUCCAGUAAACCCCCUUCGCCUGGUCCAACUGAUCACUCAUCUGCAGGAUAAACCUCGGGAGGUGGUCAAUGCCUGCUACAACUGCUAUAACUUCAACAUAAAGAACUUGGCGCUGAUGAUUCUUAACACAACACCGGAUAAUGACCGGGCCAAGCUUUUGAACAUUCCACGGAUGCAAGUAAACUGGAACCGCCUGCUGGCACCUCAACUCUGGCGUCAGAACGAAGCGGCUCUAGAGACGUCCGAAAUCAAGUCGGAGAUCAUAACAUUAGAGUUCUCUAAGCGUGAGCUGAUCAUCGCCAAGCGUUUACUACCGCUGAUCUCGAGUUUUAAUGGUCCGGAUCUCUGCGAUCUGGCCCACAUUGUAGCCCAUGCCCACGCCCAUUCGGAUGUAAUCAAACUGCAAAGCGUGGGCACCAAACUGGGGCUGAGUUACCACAAGUACCACACCCAUUUGGCUGCCGUGGGCUCACUCCAAGGUAUUCACACCGAUGCCGUCCACACCAAGAUGAAUGUACGAAAUGUAGUGCUGUCUACAUCGAAGAACGCGAACAAUAAGUGGUUGGAGGUGCAGCUUCAAUUCCCCCUGGAGGAGGCCAAUGCGAAGCUAGAAAAGAUACCCGGCACAGUAAUGUGCCUUUGGCUGGAACCAUUUCGCAUCACCACGGACAUCUAUCUGCUGCAGUUUCUAAACUUUUCGGAUCUUAGUGGAAAGAAAAAAUCAAAAGAGAAGGAAUUAGAAACGGAAUCCGAGUCCGAGCCACCUCUUACCCAAUCUGUUUCGAAUUAUUCCACUAUUUCCGCCUCUGCGAUGGCCUUGAAUGAUUAUCAACCACGUCGAAUCAGCAGAAACAAUAGUCGAAAGAUCUCGGUUCCCGAGGAGACAGUGCAUUUGAGCUCAGAACGGGAUGAAAGACACACCCAGGUAGAGCCUGUAAACAUACCCGUAUCCAUUAAGCCUCAGCCAAGUAGUUUCGACGCCUCGGAUCUCGUGAAACGGCUGACCAACAUGGUGGUUCUGGUGGAGAUUGCUCAGGCCAAGAUUGAUGUAUGCGAGGUAAUGAUGCGGAAAUCCCCUGCGGAGACGGAUGUAGAGUAUACAUCCAUUCGACUGCCCCACAUGAAAGUAAAAUCAGGCAACUGCGAGGCUAUUCAGCAAGGAAACAUCAGAGCAGUUAUUCCGGUGGCCAACAACACGGAGCUUUUCAACUGGGUCUUAGACCUAAGCGAGUUUAGUGUGUGCUACCGCAAAGCUGAUGUCACAGAGAUGAUUGUGGCUCCAGUUAGGACCACUAUUACUUUGGCCCUAUCUCACAAAAUAUCCGAAAAAGUCGACGCAAGAAAAGUCGGAGGAGCAAACGAUCAGGAGAAGAAAGCAAAGUCUCCGGACUCGACUGAGCAAAAUACUUACUCAAUAAAUGUGCAUGUGGACAUGUCGGCCAUCAAUAUAUUUGCUCAGAGGGUGAAAUUGUUACAUGAGCACUACUUGAUUCUUUCCAAGAUGUACUAUUCGAUGAACCCGGACGAACCUCCUUCUAAAUGGCAGACAGCUAAACUAAAGCCCCGACUGGAAGUCUACACAGGCAGUGCACAAAACUAUCCAGCGAUAAAGGAGUUUCUGGAGCUAGAUCCCAACUUCGAAGCACCCCAAGUGAAAAGUGCUCCCAAAAACUCUAUUGUGUUUUUCUGUCAAUGGACUAUUCCUCGAAUCAGCUUUGAAAUGGAAAACUCCAACGACUCGCAGCACAGUAAAAUCGUCAUGGUUCUGGAGGAUUUACUAUUGAAUAUUGAUAAGCACAGUGACUUUACCAAGAUCACCACCAAAAUAGAAAACUUUGGCCUUAACUACUACGAGGAGAAGCAUCAAGAAUGGGAAAAGAUUGAAGACUUUCACAUAAAAAUGUUGGGCGAUAGCACAAAUUUACCCUUAAUCAGUGUGGUGAUAACCACUGUCAGUCUUCAGGAUCUAUAUGCAAAGAUUGGGGCGAGAAAUCCGCACAACAAACAGCACACCAUCUCCGAGGUGCUGAUCGAGGUGCAACCGAUUGAAAUGGUGUUGAGCUUGGACCAAAUAACCGAGUUUAUGGUUCCCAUAUGCGAGGUUCUGGAAAUUUUGGGAAGUUCCGAAUCCGCACAGCCUGUAAACACACCCUGUGCACCAGCUACCAGCCAGAUAACAACGGUUCAAGAUCUGCCAAUGGUGCACCUAAACAGCAAGGGAAUCUAUGUCUAUCUUCCUCUAUCUACAGGCAGAAAGAGUUGCAGUGUCUUGCUGCUAAGAAUAGAGGGCAUUCAGCUAACACCGAGUCUAGAAAAUCCCCUAGUGCGUCAGCUUGUGCGUCCGGAUGUCUACCAAAAAGCAGCGGAGCUCAACAUGCUUAGUACGCCGGGAGCCCUGGUAGAGGAUCGUCAGUAUGAGCUCAGUGUUAGGAAGGUAUCCCUGUCCACCGGUAACUGGAAGCAAACCCAGAAGUAUCGCAUUGAGAAGAGUUUGGCGAGCAAGCAUGACAAUCCCGCCUUCGAGUGGAACAACCAAAGUCAAUCCACUGAACUGGAUCACAUGCAGAUAUUUAAAGACUUUGACUUCAUUAUGAUAUAUGCACCGGCAAUAAGCUACGAUCGCUUUCUGGUCUGCGGGCAAAGUGUGGAGUACAAUUGCGUCACCGAUUUUGUGGCUUCCUUGAACACACACCAAAUCAGCUUGAUUAGCUGCAUCAUUGUGCGCCUACAGCGACUAAGCUGCAUAAUCGAUCAGGUCUGUGUGAAGAAUGCAGAGAUGCCAAAAGUCACAUCGCACAAAAUACUGGGAGAAGUAUCAAAAUACAGCAGCGUGGACAACUCGAUGUACUUUCCCCAUGAUCCCAAUGCUGUCAAAACAUGUCAGGAAAAUCUGAGUAGGAAACCAUCUAAAAAGCAGCUGACUGAAAAAUUACGAAAAACGAGUCCAAACUCGAGUUAUGCGGACGCAAGAGGUAGUAGUGACUUCUUUUACGGAUCCUGCCAAAGUGACUCCGGAAUCCACCUGGGCAGUCGUAUGAAAGGAAACCCAAGAUCGCUUGGGUCGGAGGAGAUUUAUCGCAGUGGACGUCAACCGAGUGUCUUGAGUUAUCCGCAAAGCGUAUCCUUUGUAGCCGGCACAUUCGUACUAAAAAUCUACAAUGUCCUGGAGUUGGAGGAGCUGGAAAGGCCCGUUAUGAAACCACUCUUUCUGAUUACCGUAUCCCAGCCCAGCUUCAUGUCCACUCAGAAUAUCAAGGCAACCAUAACACAAGCCUCAAUUUUCAAUAUAAACAUAAGCGUUGCGACUGUUGAGGCUGAAGAUAGAGAACAUUUGGAACAGUUUAACGAAUCUGUAUUUGAUACAUUACCUGGCCAACUUGGAAGCUCUGGGAUUCCACCUCCCCUGCUCACGAUUAAGACCCAGUAUGACCGCCUCCAGCAGAAGGAAGUCGAUGUGGAGCUAAGGAAACCCAUCCUGUUGAGAAUAUGUGAGAGCAGCAUCAAGCAAUUGGCCACUGAUGUGAUCCGUAUCUACACGGUGCUCCACGAGACUCCCUGCUUCGCGGUUCGUAACCAGCGACCUGUGCCCGAAGGAUCUCAACUGCGCCAGAUGAAGACGAAUUGCUACAAUGCGGAUCGGUUGCACUUAUCCUGCGAUCGGAUAACUGUCAAGUUCUACGAUGAGGAAAGGACCUACAAGUGCAGCUUCGUUUGGCUCGAUCUUAGCACCCGCAUUAAGUUCAGUACUCGUCCUCAAAAGGCCGUUAUAAGGUCCAAUCUUGGAUCCUUCUAUGUGCAGUCUGGAGGGAAGAUGCUGCUCCAUCCCUUGCUCAUGCGUUUGUCGGUGGACUUGGUCAGUGAGCCGUGGUGUGAUGAUCUGCUGAUUACCACGCUCAAGCUAAAUUACCUGCACGUUGACGCGGGGGUUCUGAGCAUUCUGCAGCUACAAAAGGCGCGGGAUGGAAUGAAUCGGGUACGUGAACACGCUGACCAGGAGUGGCAGCAGUUUCUGCACCAUCGUCCCGUGUUGGGCACUCCUGAAGUCUCUCCGUAUGACCUGAUUAAAUGUACUCCCUCGCACGAAUCGAUAGAGCGGCUGAAACGUCCCUUGAAAUCAAAUGCGGAAUUUUACCAGGAUGACUUAGGUACGGGCGCCUUUCAGUUCGUGUUAAACUCCGAGUCCGUACUGCCCAUGCCCUACCAGGUGCAGAUCAUCAAGAAAAACUAUGGCAUCAUCUGCUGGCGGUAUCCGCAGCCACGCCAGAUGACGAGCAUACACAUAUAUCCGGUGCCAAUGCCAGUUAGCAGACCCAUACAUAUCAGGUGUCGCAUGGAGUACUUUAGUGAAAACCACGAAACAUUCCUGCAUUACUGCGACUUGCUCUCGGAGACCUCCACCAAACAACUAACGCCCCCAGAUCGUCCGAUUUGUGCCACUAUUUGGAGGGUGGUUAUAUUGCAAUCGUUGAUCUCUGUGGAUGGAACAUGCUUCGAGGGCAGUGAAGAUGAAGAUCUAUCGAUCGAGUUCCUCCAGUCGGACUUUAAAGUGGACGAGAAUAACGAUUUCAUAUUGCAUCCUAAAGUUCUAGUGGGCUGCAUGCGAAUCGAUACAGUCUUCAAGGCGGAAAAAGUGCCCAAGUUGCAGUUGUUGCUCUGCUGCCAGGAUAUCGAGUUGAACUUCCUGAACCAGCCGGAUAACUCCGGAGAGCUCCCACAUCAGCUAAAUAAGUACAACCUUAAGCAGACCACCAAUAUCAGCCAGACAUUUCUUACUGUGCAUGUGGAGGACCUACAGAUGCACUCGACCAUUAUCAAGGAAAGAUUUAGUCUGCAGGCAGAGUUGCGCACCCGAGUAAAGUGCUUGGAUUAUGGAUUCCUAAACAUGCGAGUUCUAGAGCCCAUGAAAUUCACAAGCUAUGUAAGUUAACCGACUGUCCCGCCCUCUGGUGCAAGCUAAUUUCUGGUGGAUAAGCUAAGGCUCAACUGCGGACCCUAUCUGAUCCAUACUUUGCUGAGUUCCAAGUACCACUGGCAGGAGGUGCUGCAGCAGAAAGAGCUGCGACACGCCUUAAUGCCCAAAUGCGUUAUAGUUAACCGCAUACAGGCACCCAUUAGCUUUGGACAAACCGGCACAGUGGAGAAAAUCCCGGUGGCUCCUGGCGAAAUGCAGCUCUAUCACUUCCGAAGCUUCCAUGCACAGGAACUUACUUUCUUCAUAACAAAUCCCGAAACCCGUCUGGUGGAGACCAGUGAUUCCGUACACAUAGCACUAAAGUUCGAGGACGAGCAUAAGAUUCAUCAUUUGCGAGUGGGAGAAUACUGUAUAACCCUCAAGUUGGGAAAACUUUCCGCCACUCAGAUAUAUAUUUUGGUUAAGGGGCAAAUCGAGUUGAUUAGCAUGGUGCCAUUUAAUUUGAUCACAGAGUUUAGAGAGGAGGCAAUGAGCUACGAAGAAAACAACCCACCGGAGCAUUUAAUACUGUCCAAAGAAAGAUCAUCGUACUACCAGAAUGUGAAGCGCAAUGCAGACAUCAACAUGCGGCUUAAGUUGACCGCUGGACUUGGAAGGGGUCGCACUGGCGAUAUCCCACUAAAGACCAACAAUAACUUGCCUUGGCUGGUAAAGGUGCCUACGCAAUCUGCGCAGCAGUUCAUCAGCAUUUGGGUGCGCAUCUUGCGCGAGGACAUUGUGAUGGAGAAGGCGGCUGAGGACUUUCAACCUCAGAAGAUACUGGUCUGCAUUUGGCCGAUCUUUGAGAUAUGCAACAUGCUCAGCUGCGAGGUCCAGGCGACUGAAAGUACCAGCGGAGAGAGCUCCAUUCUUGAUGCCAAGGGAGGUAGAUGGGCUCUAAACACUGCCACCACCCAUGCUACAGAGCACAACGUUGCAUUCACUUUCUCGGGUGUCUUACGAGGUUCCUCCAAAGAUGAAUAUUCGCUCAUGUUGAGGACAAUGGACUGGCACAAGUUUUAUUACGAUCCUAACAUUUGGACCAUUGAAAAUGCGCUGCACAAGCUGGGCAAGUCAGCGAAGCCCAAGUGGCCACUGAAUGAUCCGGAAGAAUUACGCGUUAGUCGCGUAUUGGAUUUUAAAAAUUCAUUUGAUGUAAGGUACCGGACAAACGCGACGAGGGAGUUUUCGUGCUCUCAGGGAUUAGAGGUGUCUGCCUGGGGAAUGUUUAUCAAUGGAACCGGCUUGGACGUGAGCAUUUUUAUGAUCAACCAGCAGGCACGCAUCGAACUCAAGGCAAACAGUUUGGAAAUGAUGCCAAAGCUGAUGAGUGCUUUCACAAUUGACGUGCCCUGCGAUAGUGGAUGGAUCGCCUCAACUCCGAUUUGCUUGGAGGAUUUUACGCAAAAAACGGUCAACAACGCCGGGCGAUCGAUGUAUUUGCGGUUCAAUUCAUUUGUGGAUAUAGUUAUAGUAGAGCGGGACGAGGUGAUGCGUCUGAUACUGGAAUAUAAGAAGGAAGACGACGGUCGCCGAGUCUUCAAACUGCGAUCAAAGUUCGUGUUGACCAACUUUACAGAUGUGGUUCUGAAUGUCCUACCUCUAGCCAUGGAUCACAAGGAGACAUCCACGCGAGAUGAAGUGGAAGCAUAUUCAAGUGCCAAAAGCGCGCGUAGUCUUAUUUCUGCGGAUUCCAACAAGAACUGCAUUGGUAAUGCAAUGGACGUUUUCUACGAUCUCAACGCCCACAAAGCUAAGCACAACUGUGAUACAGCAUUCGUCUAUUUUGUGUGCUUCAGUGUCGGUGGUAAUCGGGAGAUCUCUAUACCCAUUCCCUUGGCCAUACCCUUCACCAGACGCUGCUUCAGUUUGCAGGCGGGCCACGAGUCCAUUCCAUUGAUGAUCACCCUGAUAGAAAAGGACAAUGUUCACUAUUUGGGCGUAUUCCGGGACACGUCACCUGCUAUUGUCAUAAGCAACAAUACGAAUGUCAAGUUUAUUGUGGCCCAAACGAGUGCUUCGGAAAACAGCAAUGUGAGCUGCACGAAUUCAGAGUUCGUGGGCAGGCACUUUGAGUGGAAUCAGUUGGUCCUGCCUCAAAGCAAAUGCUAUUAUACCCCACCGCAGAUGUACGCCAAUUUUCCAGAUGUGGAAUUCACAAUGUGCAAUUUAUCCUUGGCUGUUUAUAAAGAUAAGCCCUGUGCCAAAAACAAGAUCGCCUGGUCAAAGCCCGUUCGGACUGACAAGUCAUGGCAGAAAUUCCUGCAUGUUCCCCACCACGGUGAUGUGAAGGUGGUUGUCUGCGACAAACAUCGAGCUAUUCGCCUCAACAUCUACUAUAUAGCUCAGCAGCUGGAGUUUUCGGUAAAGGACUUGAGAUCCCGCUUAAAAAAGCCUGAGAACGCUAUGAUUCCAUUACAAGAGCAGGGACUUUCAGAAUCAGAUGAGAACUUUGGGCAAGAUAAGGACUCAUUUAAAGAUCCUUUGCCGGAUAUGGUGGCGUGUGCCCACUUCAGCGAGGAGUGCGAAACCAAAAGACAGACGAGAAUCAAAAUCUUCAUCAAGAGCUUUGUGUUCAGCCUACAGACGGACAACCGAGAAAGUGAUUAUUUGAAGACGGAGGUGUGCAAUAUCUAUGCCGAUGACUCUAUGCUAAUCUACGACGACGACGAUGAUCAGCGGGAACUGAACUUGCAAUUGCCAAACCUUCAAGUGGAUAACCAGUUGUACUCGAGUGGGAAAUACGAUUUUCCGGUGCUGCUCUGUGCAGAGAAACUGUAUAGACGUAACUGCAGUUUGCCGCAGGUGUACGACUUGGACUGUGUAUACAAGCAGCAGGCACAGCGCUCUCCCGUCUCGCUAUUCACAUUUGUGUUCUACCAAGAUGAAAUGCAGCUGCAGAAUGUUCGAUGCCAGAUACCCGCCUUCCGGGUGUAUAUCGAAGAUGCCUAUCUGAAUCAGCUGCUGGAAGCACUGGUAGAGUGUGAACCGUCCCAUUGUGUAUAUAGUCCGCCCGUGGAACAAGAUAAAAUCCUUCUGCCUGCUGGAACGACCCUUCUGCCCGACCAAGUUGUGGCCCAGUCCCUGUACAUAUCGGAACCCUUGCGUCUUAACAGUUUUACGGUGGAGCCCCUGAGUCUACUGCUAUCCGUCCAUACAUCCUCGAGGCUCUACAUAGCUUUAGAUCACUCUCCGCUCUCCUUUUCCCGCUACGAGCGGCAACAAAUCCUUACUGUGCCCCUCCGCUUCGGACAAUCGCUGGGACUCCAUUAUCUCAGUGGAGCUAUUUUCGGAGCCGGCUGGGUCGUUGGUUCCCUGGAGAUCUUGGGAAGUCCCAGUGGGCUGGCGCGCUCCUUUAGCACUGGUCUUCGGGACUUUGUCUCCAUGCCCGUUCAGGGUCUCUUCCGCGGACCUUGGGGCUUCCUGGUGGGAGUGACCCAAGGUUCUGCCUCGCUGCUGCGCAAUGUGACUGCGGGAACCGUCAACUCCGUGACCAAACUGGCUGGUUCAGUGGCCCGGAAUCUGGACAGGCUGACCCUGGAUGCGGAGCACAUCGAACUGACCGAGGCCAGGCGCAGAGCUCGACCCCAGGGCUUCGCCGAUGGACUGACCCAAGGUCUGACUGGAUUGGGCAUUAGUUUGCUCGGCGCUGUCGGCGGAUUGGCCCAUCACACCCUGGAGGCGACGAGUUCUGUUGGUGUCAUCGCUGGCCUGACCAAGGGCAUUGUGGGAGCCCUGACGAAACCCAUCAGUGGAGCAGCUGAAAUGCUAGCCCUCACGGGACAGGGCGUCCUGCAUACGGUGGGCUUCAAUGCCAUGCCCCAGCAGGUUGAGCCCAGCUUCACGCGAAACGUCGCCCUGCAUGGAAGUUCCCAUCGCAUUUGGAGCUAUCUGCCCGAGGAGUUGAGUCACGAUCAGAUGCUGUUCUUCUGUGAAAUCACCCUGCUGGUCGGCACGCAGCUGCGGCCAGCUUUACUGUUCCUAACCUCGUCAGUAUUGGCCAUCAUGCAGUCGGACAGCGAGGACCUGGCCUUCGCUUCCCCCGUUUCCAAGGUGGAUGUGGUGGCGGACCGCGAGGAUCCCUCCAAACUGUACUUGAGCCUGAAAUCAGAGAUGAGGGAUGAUCUAGAGGGGCAGCUCAACUAUACCAAUGAACGCAUCAUGAAGUUCCUGAACGCCUCGCGACUCCAAAGCAUCGCCAACGAUUCGCUAAACGAUCUGCUCCAGCUGCAUGAACUGGAUGUCGACGACCGCAUCCAGCGGCAAUCGCAGUGCAUCUUCUACAUAAAGCCCAAUAUAGGCGAACACCUCAUCCACUAUCUAAAGGUCAUUAGUCGGAUACAACACUGAAGAUACAUAUGCAUCUGUGCGUACGUUUUCGGAUUAGUCUAAAGUAUUCCUAGAAUCCUGUGUAUUUUAUGCCAAAAAUCAAAAGACAUUUUUUGUUACAUUUUUGCAAUAAAAAUUAAAAAU